Pogonomyrmex barbatus (red harvester ant) is the source of this 1736-nucleotide messenger RNA. It is a transcript of the gene kermit, whose product is annotated as PDZ domain-containing protein GIPC-like protein kermit. NCBI's taxonomy places the organism in Eukaryota, Metazoa, Arthropoda, Insecta, Hymenoptera, Formicidae. Gene Ontology annotation, molecular function: protein binding. The record is from RefSeq and is a predicted model, not a curated record.
GAAGGGGCCCCGCACGAUCAGUCCUCUCGCCGCUGCUUUCCGCUCACGGUGGCACGCGAGCUCGUGAAAUCGGCCUCGGCGCGAUUUUCUCUCGCUGUACAAUGAUGGUUUCUCGCGUACGAAAGUACUAAAACGAAUUUUUAACAGGACCCGAGACAGAGUGGGCCCGUUCAAAUUCGGUGAGGGGGGAGGGGUCUCGGUGAUAUUUUUUCUUUCCUUUCUUCUUUUGGACGUACGUCCGUAACGCCAGCACUACAAAUAUGUGAAUAGAGGAAAUUUAAGAAUCGAGAAUGCCGCUGUUCAAGGCGCGGGCCACGCCGGUAACGGAGAAAGCUGCGAACGGCGUGCAGUAUCACAGCCAUCACCAUCAGCAGCAGCAGCAGCAGCAGCAGCAUCAUCAUCAUCAUCAUCAGGCCGGCAAUGACAACGGUCAUGACAGCGGCGCGAGCGAUAACGGUACCGGUAGCCGUCCGGGCAAUAACGCUCCUUCUCUUCAGCACGAGCAGACGAGACAUCGGGAUCCGCAGCCGUCAUCAUUGGUCUUCCACUGUCAGCUGGCCCACGGCAGUCCCACAGGAUUGAUAUCGGACUUCAGUAAUGUCCGGGAGCUGUAUCAGAAGAUUGCCGAGCGCUACGAUCUGCCCGCGGAGGAGAUUCUUUUUUGCACGCUCAACACACACAAAGUGGACAUGACGGAGCUGUUGGGUGGACAAAUCGGCAUGGGCGACUUCAUAUUCGCACAUAAGAAAGGUCGGCCGAAGGAAAUCGAGCUGGUGAAAACGGACGACGCGUUGGGCUUGACGAUCACCGAUAACGGCGCCGGUUACGCUUUCAUAAAACGUAUCAAGGAGGGUUCCGUGAUCGAUAGGAUAAAAGUGAUCGAGGUGGGCGAUCACAUCGAGAGAAUCAACUCGACCAGCCUCGUGGGCCGGCGGCAUUUCGAGGUGGCGAGGAUGCUGAAGGAUAUACCGAAGGGUUCGACGUUCACUCUGAGGUUGGUAGAGCCGCAGAAGAACGGUUUCGGCAGCAUCGGGCCUCGUGGUGACCCUAAGAAGGGAAAGAAGAUCGGUUACGGAUCCGGCAAGGAGACCCUGAGAUUCAAGGCUGACGGUAGCGCGCAGAUCGUAGAGCAGAUUGACGAUGCUGCUGCGAUUGGCGUCGAAAAGAUCAACACUAUCUUGGAGAGUUUUAUGGGUAUCUCUGAUACGGAAUUAGCCACGCAAAUCUGGGAACUUGCCGAGGGCAAGUGCAACAGUAUAGACUUCGCCGAGGCGAUCGACAGCUCCGACUUGGAAGACUUCGGCUUCACCGACGACUUUGUGAUCGAAUUAUGGGGCGCCGUGACCGAUGCCAGAGCAGGCCGGCAUCGAUGACGCGAGGAUCGGGGAUUGCGAACAUCGAAGAAAAAAAACAUCGAAUAUUGGAAUAAUGAGACGAAGCUAUUUUCGAGCAGAUAAUGAUCGCUUUCUCCACAGAAAAAAUAACGUUUGUUCUUUCUCGUGUUACGAUCCAGUAGCCGUGUUAUAAUCCAGAGGCCUCACAGAGGCGCUUUUAACGCCAAAUAUGAUUUUUUUUCUUAAUUUUCUUACUUUUCGAAAAAAGAUUGUUUGAUUUGUGAACGUUUCUCAAAUUCUCAAAUGCGGCAAAAUCCUAUUUGGUUUUAAGUGUAGGCUGAAAUCUGUAAUACUCCGUAUCGUAUUGUAUAUUGUGUCAUAGAACAAGAGCGCAAAUUUAAA